AUUGCUUCCCCUGAGAUCAAGCAACACAAGAUGGUUUUGGAAAUGCUGAACCCAAUGCAUUAUUAUAACAUCACCAGCAUGGUGUCCGGAGGCGUGCCUGUUGCCGCUAUGGCAAUCCUGCUGCUCGCUGCCUUUCUCCUCUUGGUUUGGAAUCAUGAGGACACAUCCUCAAUACCAGGUCCUGGCUAUUGUCUGGGAAUUGGGCCCCUCAUUUCCCACUGCAGGUUCCUGUGGAUGGGGAUCGGCAGUGCCUCCAACUACUACAACAAGAUGUACGGAGAAUUCAUGAGAGUCUGGAUAUGUGGAGAGGAAACACUCAUUAUCAGCAAGUAAGUCUGUUACUAAUCAGGG
This is a messenger RNA of Vicugna pacos (alpaca), 351 nucleotides long. Lineage: Eukaryota; Metazoa; Chordata; Mammalia; Artiodactyla; Camelidae. The record is from RefSeq and is a predicted model, not a curated record.